UCGAGAGGCACAAAGGACAGGUAUGUGCAUAUUUCGGAUUCGUGAUUGACACAUCUAUUCCAACUUUGCACAGGCUCACAACACAGACGAGAUGCUUGUCGUCCAAGAACUCGAAGGGGAUGCGGAAGACUCGAUAGCAGCCGACUCGCGAGCAUUUGAACAAUCUUAUCGUUCAUUUUUUGAUCUGCCCCAGAAUGAUGAAGGUAGAAAUGUCAGCUCUCCUCAGACUCCUGCUGGGCCAUCACUGCAGUAUGGCGAUCAUAGUGAGGGUCUGAGUUCCGCAUCAACCUCAAAGCAAGCUGCAUCCCAACUUCCUACACCACUUCUUGCACUUGAACCUGAAACUCCUCAUUCUGCCAUUGUUCUGGCGGCCCAUCCUUGCACAGUCAUGCGAACACCGAGCCCCCUUUCUUCCUUUGGCUCCUCGCUCCAAAAUAGCUCUCAUUAUUCUCCACAAUAUUAUAGCCAGCUAGCUCAAUUGACAGCGACACAAGUCGCCAUCGUGUCCAGCCUUUAUCAGCUCCAGGAUGGUGCUAUCUAUGGGGUUUGGAUAGCUGAUGUGUACGACCGUGUGACACAGGUGAUCGAGACCACUCAGGAAGAAUUCAGUACCGACAUAGAGUGGCUUCUCGAAGAAAUAUACAUAUUCAGACCACUCGAUGAUGACCGUAUUGCGCUCACGCCUCGCGCAUCAGUUUAGUUUCAUCAUCUGCACAAAUCAGUGAGUCUCACUCAAUUCAAUGGAGCUUUCCUUGGGGCAAUGUGCUCAUGAGUAUCUAUCAACCCCCGUUUAAAAUAUAUUCAGGAAUGAGACAUUGGGAUUCCUGGCAUUUGAGCUGUUAGUACAUAGCUGUGAAGUUUGUGCAAAGUCCACUUU
Molecule: messenger RNA, 877 nt
Organism: Suillus subaureus
Lineage: Eukaryota; Fungi; Basidiomycota; Agaricomycetes; Boletales; Suillaceae
Exons: 2
Coding region: 92-700 (202 amino acids)
Source: RefSeq, a predicted model, not a curated record